This is a messenger RNA of Linum trigynum, 1125 nucleotides long. The record is from the annotation of a GenBank genome assembly. Lineage: Eukaryota; Viridiplantae; Streptophyta; Magnoliopsida; Malpighiales; Linaceae.
AUCCCUCAUCAUCACUACAACCCAAAUCCACCACAUAUCUCCCCACAAAAGCCCAACAACAAAGCCCAGCCCAAUCCAAUGGCAGCCUCCUCAUCCGCCGCUUUCCUCGCCGCCGCAGUAGCAGUCAUCUCACUGCUGCUCGCCUCCACGUCAUCCGCCUCCAGCAGAUCCUUCUCCGCCGCCGCCGCCGACGGCGCAGCCACCAACACGGAGUUCAUCCGCACGUCCUGCAGCGCCACCGCGUACCCUCAGCUCUGCUACAACUCCCUCGCCGUCCACGCCACCAAAAUCCAGACCAGCGCCAAGCUCCUCGCCUCCGCCGCCCUCGACGUCAGCCUGGCGUCGGCGAGGUCCACCUCCGCCGCCAUGGCCAGGCUCCAGCAGUCCCACGGCCUCAGCCCCAGGGAGACGGCGGCGAUGCGCGACUGCGUGGAGGAGCUGGGGGACUCCGUCGACCUGAUCCGCCAGUCCAUCGACGAGAUGGCGGCGAACAAAGGCGGCGCCGCCGGUUUCGGGAUGAUGAUCAGCGACGUGCAGACGUGGGUCAGCGCGGCGUUGACGGACGAGAGCACGUGCACCGAUGGGUUCGCCGGGAAGGCCAUGGCCGCCGGGGAGAUGAAGACGGUGGUGGGAGGGAAGAUUGAGACGAUUGCUCACCUCACCAGCAACGCCUUGGCGCUCAUCAACGCCUAUGCUACUCUCCACCAUUAGAAUAUAUUGGGUUGUGCUUUAUUAUUGAUAAGUCGUUUGCGUUAGUUAUUUGUUGUUGUGAGAUAGAUGUUGAUUAGUAAUUAAGUGAAGAAAUUUAUGGUGUUAUUCUAAUAGUUCUAGUUUUAUUAUGUGAAAGGUGAUUUUUUUUCAGCCUAGAGAUCCCAAAUUUGAAUACUAGAAAGACUACCGUUGUUUCCCUUUUUCACCUAUCCUUAGGAAGUACUUAGAAACUCACUUUUUAAAGGUUCCAUUUCCACAUUUUUUUUUUAUACAAAGAACUUAGCUCGUGUUUAUGAACACUUUUUACACAGUUUGUGCAAAUAUAUAGAACAAAACAUAAUAAUAUGCAAGCAUUGGCGGAGCUAGAAGUAGAAAUUAGGUAUGUCCUUUUCAUAAUAUAAAUAAUUGGGAUUG